Hibiscus syriacus is the source of this 1259-nucleotide messenger RNA. Its product is annotated as serine/threonine-protein kinase-like protein At5g23170. Gene Ontology annotation, cellular component: plasma membrane. NCBI's taxonomy places the organism in Eukaryota, Viridiplantae, Streptophyta, Magnoliopsida, Malvales, Malvaceae. The transcript has a single exon. Gene Ontology annotation, molecular function: ATP binding; protein kinase activity. Gene Ontology annotation, biological process: protein phosphorylation. The record is from RefSeq and is a predicted model, not a curated record. The coding region runs from base 36 to 1118 and encodes 360 amino acids.
UCAGAGCUUAUUCUUUUCUGAACAAACAAGUAACAAUGGCGGAGUUUGGUUACGAACAACUUGUGGAAGCCACCCAAAGUUUCUCUCCGUCGAGGCUGAUCGGGAAAGGCAGUCAUGGAGCGGUCUAUCAAGGCAUUCUUCUAGAUAAUCAAGUGGUUGCCGUGAAGAGGCCAUCGAUCAAUGGCGUCGAGGCGCAACGUGACAACUUGAAGAAGCUGGAUAAUGAAAUAUCCAUAUUGUCAUCUUUAAGUAAAAGUUCUAAUGUCAUCGGCUACCUCGGAGCGAGUCACGGCUCGGCCGAGAAGAACGACAAGCUUCUGGUCAUGGAGUUGAUGCCUAAUGGUUCUUUGCAUGACUUGUUACACGUCGCCGUCACGCCUCCGUCGUGGCCUAAACGUGUGGAAGUCGCUAUGCGAAUCGCGAGGGCGGUUCAGUUUUUACACGAAGGCAAGCCUUUGGUUAUCCAUAGAGAUAUCAAAUCGGAUAAUAUCUUGUUCGAUUCGAACUGGACUGCUAAACUGGCUGAUUUCGGACUCGCGAUCUCGCCGGCGGACUCGUCGAGUCAGGCCUCUCAGCCUGCCGGUACGAUCGGGUACUUGGACCCUUCUUACACUUCCCCUAACGAAUUAAGCACUAAAAACGACGUGUUUAGUUUAGGGGUUGUGUUAUUAGAAAUCAUUAGUUGCAGAAGAGUUAUUGAUCUCACAAAAACACCGGCUUCCAUCGUUGAAUGGGCGGUUCCGUUGGUGAAAAAGCAAAGAAUGGUCAAAAUCUACGACCCCAGGAUUCCAUUUCCGACGUACAUGAUGGAGAGCAUGAUAAGGAGAAUACUGAGCGUGGCGUCACGUUGUUUAUUAGACGACCACGAGCGCCGUCCUCCGAUUGGAGAAAUUGUCGUGGCAAUGGAGACUUGUUCCGUUGAACGAGUCAGACUGGGGAAUAUGACCGCGUGGACAGGCGUUUUAAAUUAUUUGGUUCAACUCAAGAGGCUGCGAAAGGUGAGUAGGAAAUGCAGCAGGGUGGUUUAUUCGACCCAACAAGGUGAUGUGAAUAGCGGUUAUGUUAAUUCGACGGGGAAAGUAGUGUUGCUAAAGGAGAUAUUAGCUGGCAGAUGUUAGAUUGAAAUGAAGUUUUGUUUUUGUGAAGGAUGAGUUGACUCGGUUUGUGAUAUGAGUUGAGGGAGAUGAGUCAAUGGUUUCUGGUUUUGGCUUUGUGGAUAUGGAAUGCAGGUUUUAAUAAUUAAAAAAAAUACAGGCAUU